GACAAAAACACAUCGCUGCCAUUAUAAUCAACGAACUUGUCUCCUCCAGCGCUGUGCGCGCUUGCAUAGGAGAUGUGUUGUGAGGAAACACGCUGCUCCGCGCUCGCUGACGUCACCCCGGCGAGCGCUCGCAUAGAUGAGAGCGCGAGAGUACAGUGACAGGCAGCGCCUCGUCCACUGUACGCAACACUGAGUGCGGCUCAGCACUAUCUCAGGCUACACGCGAGACACGGCAGCAGAUCACGGAAUGUGACUAGACAACAUUCCGCUUUAUUUGAGGCCGGUCGUCAGCCCUGCACUCACGGGGUGCAGUACUUUAAGACCAGCGCUCCCAUUAUUACCAAGUGAUCACUGCCCUCCUGUGAUCCGGGAAUUACAUUAGGAGCUUUAUUAAUUUUGUUAAUUAUUCUCGAGUUUCUGUCCCACUCUAACGGUUCGACUCUGACUUCAAGCUGAGGCUUAAUAACUGGAUUGUAUCGGUGGAUCAAUAGGAGACUGCUGCUGUCUUGAUAUAAAAAUUUCCUCUUGGAUUAUUGUCUCAGCAUCAUGAACACGAGUGUACCCUAUCAGCAAAGCUCAUGCAGCAGUGAACGGAGCUCUGGACCAAUCCACUGCUUUCGCUGCCGGGAGGUGUGUAAAGGAGAGGUGGUACGAGUUCAGCAUGUCCACUUCCACAUCAAAUGCUUCACCUGCCAAGUGUGUGGCUGUGAUUUGGCACAGUCCGGAUUCUUCCAGAAGAGUGGCGAGUACAUCUGCACAGCAGACUACCAGUGCCUGUAUGGCACAAAGUGUGACAGCUGUGGGGACUUUAUCUCAGGGGAGGUGGUCUCUGCCCUGGGCCGCACAUAUCAUCCAAAGUGUUUCGUGUGCAGCGUGUGCAGGAAACCUUUUCCAAUUGGGGACAGAGUAACGUUCAGUGGUAAAGAAUGUGUCUGUCAGCAGUGUUCCCUCAAGCUGGUUAAUUCCAAUGAGCCAAUCAAAAUCCACGGGCCCAGUCACUGUGCAGGUUGUAAGGAGGAGAUCAAACAGGGUCAAUCUCUGCUGGCGUUAGAGAAACAGUGGCACGUCAGCUGCUUCAGGUGUCAGACCUGUGGCCUGGUCUUGACGGGAGAGUACAUCAGCAAAGACGGCAUUCCUUACUGUGAGUCAGACUACCAUGCCCAGUUUGGGAUAAAGUGUGAAACGUGCGACAGAUACAUCAGUGGACGUGUGCUGGAGGCUGGAGGGAAGCACUACCACCCCACUUGUGCUCGCUGUGCCUGGUGUCAGAUGAUGUUUACAGAAGGAGAAGAGAUGUAUCUCACAGGUUCAGAGGUGUGGCAUCCUGUGUGUAAACAAGCAUCUCGAGCAGAGAGGAAACUGAGACUCAGGCGCACAUCAGAAACCUCCAUCUCUCCGCCAGGCUCCAGCAUUAGUUCACCCAGCAGAGUCAUCUGUGCAAAAAUGGAAAACGAGAUCCUUGAUUACAAAGACUUGGCAGCGCUGCCUAAGGUUAAAGCCAUUUAUGAAGUGCAGAGGCCAGACUUCUGGUCCUAUGAGCCCAGUCACAGAUACUGCUCCGAUGACAGGCUAGAGCGUCUCAGCUAUGGGGAGUCCUUGGGCACGCUCUCCCCUUAUUCUCAGGACAUGUAUGACAGUAUGGACAUAAGGAUGAGAAGAUCCUCCAGUCCGGGGUACAUAGACUCCCCCACCUACAGCAGACAGGGCAUGUCUCCCAUCAUGCCCCGCUCUCCACAGCACUACUACAGAUAUGGCACUGAGAGUGGCAGAAGUUCACCCUAUUACAAUCAGCUAGAUGCCCGGUCCAGCACGCCCACCACAAACCAAGCUCCCAAGCAUUUCCAUGUGCCAGCCACAGGGGAGCCCAAUAUCUACAGGAAGCCUCCCAUCUAUAAGAGACAUGACAAUCACUGCAAUCCAGCAACUAAGAGCAAGACCAGUGAGGACAUUGUCCAAUCUUCCAAGUUACUAUCAGCCUAUUCACCUGAACACUACCAACACUCAGAGUCUGAUUACUAUCACUACACCAGCUCUCCUAAAUCUUUACGUGCUCCUCGGAGAAGGUACUCAUCAGGUGGAGAAGAGGAUGGCUGGGGUCACGGCCUUCAAAGAAUUCAGGGUGGUAUCGGUAGGUUGAUCCUGAAGGAGGAGAUGAAAGCCCGCUCCGGUUCCUAUGACAACGACCCCUGGGGCAGCGCGCGGAACUCUCGCAGUGGGAGCAGGGAGAUGUUGCACAGCAUGGGCCACAACAACACAGUUAACGGCUCUCCUCGGACAAACUUUGCAACGGAAAAUGACUACAUAUCCAAGUCAGCCUCUUUGCCCGGAUAUGGCCGGAAUGGAUUGCAACGGCCACAAAGUGCAGACUACUAUCAGUAUGACAGUGGCAGUGAAACCAACUGGGGAAUCAGAGAGUACAAGGUAAGAACGAUGGUUUAGCAUUACCAGAGGAUUAAAGGGAGCCCAGAGAGGCACCUCUGAAACAUUACUGUCUUCUCCAGAGGAAAGCCCAGAUUUACAGUAUGUCAGUCUAAUGAACCCUGAUGGAUCAAAGCAAUGUCCUGCUGGUCAAAGCAUGUGGAAACUAGAGGAUGGAGAAAUUAGUGCUUCCAGGUCAUGAGGCCACUGUGUCUUUCCCCAUCUGGCCCUUAGUGAGUUGGAGACUGUAGGGGCCGUGGAGAGGGCAGGGGUUUGUCUCACCCCUUUGCUCCUGGUUGGUCAAGAACUAUAUUGUUCUGCUUGGUGCUGCUUCCUGUCUCGGUUACAGCUACUGUGCCAGAGGCUGUGUGAUUUCCUUUCACUUUUUAAACUGUAAGUGAGAGGAAAAGGAGGUCCACCAGUGCACAGCCUGCUCUGAGAACAAUGCUUAGCUUUCCAUUAUCAAUCUUUGAAGGAAAGUUUCAGUCUGGACAAAUUGCUUGUAAAUCAAUAAAUAUAAGUUUCAGUGUUUAUAUAGUUUAAAGUUUACAUUACAAUGAAAUGCACUGCUAUCUUUUGUUGCAGAUCUACCCAUAUGAAGCACUUAUCGUGACCACUAGGGGGCGUAACAGGUUGCCAAAGGAUGUAGACCGGUCUAGAUUAGAGCGGCAUCUUUCCCCUGAGGAGUUCUAUGAGGUGUUUGGGAUGACGAUGGUGGAGUUUGACCGUCUGGCACUGUGGAAGAGGAACGAGAUGAAGAAACAAGCCCGGCUGUUCUAGUGUUCCUGUCCCACACACACACACA
This is a messenger RNA of Carassius carassius (crucian carp), 3223 nucleotides long. It is a transcript of the gene ablim3, whose product is annotated as actin binding LIM protein family, member 3. Bases 547 to 2439 code for a protein of 630 amino acids. The transcript is spliced from 22 exons. Gene Ontology annotation, biological process: cilium assembly; lamellipodium assembly. Gene Ontology annotation, cellular component: actin cytoskeleton; stress fiber. Gene Ontology annotation, molecular function: actin filament binding. NCBI's taxonomy places the organism in Eukaryota, Metazoa, Chordata, Actinopteri, Cypriniformes, Cyprinidae. The record is from RefSeq and is a predicted model, not a curated record.